UCAAUGCAUACAUUCAAUUGCUAUUAGUAUUACAGUAAUGUUAGACAUCAAUGAACAACAAAAGCAGUGAAAACAUAUAUACAGUAUUUAAACAUUAAUUGAUAGCAAAAAGUKUUUUGAUUUGUGUGUCAAUUAAAUACCAAUUUGUUUGUCUUAAAUGAACAGUCAUUGUAUGAAUUCAUGGGAAAGUCUGGUAAACGUAAACACGAGUUGUUAGACACGACAACACUUUCGUCGUCGUCGGCCAUCACUUGCAAUUCAAACAACCAUUUUCUUGAUUCAACUGUCAGUACACAUAUCGAUGAAGAUUCUGGAUUUUGUGGCAGCAAUUUGUCGCCAAACGGUCACAAAAUGGUUAAGUUUGACGACGAGAUGUUUUUGUUAAAGGCAUUGAUGAAAGUGGAUGAAAGUACAUCAGAUGAAAUGGUUGUCACAAAUACUAAUACGGCCGCAACCGAUGCGGUGGUGACGCCGGCGGCGCCGCCAUCAAAGUUUGUACCAUUUAAGGCACAAAAUUUGUCGGCGAAGUCGAAGAAUGGCAAAUACGAGCUGAAGAUAUUGUCACAACCGGAGGAACAGCAUCGAGCCCGAUAUAUGACUGAAGGUAGUCGGGGUGCUAUCAAAGACCGAAGUGGAUUAAGUCAUCCAGUGGUCAAGUUAUGCGGUUAUACUAAGGGUGGUCCGGUCAAAGUUCAGUGUUUUAUUGGACACGACAARCAUUUGGGUGCUUCCCAUCUAUUUUAUCAGGCGUCCAAAAUUACCGGCAAAAACUCUACCCGUUGUACAACAAAGCGUGUCGACGGUACUGUUGUUGUCUUUAUGGACGCUUCGCCUCAUAAUGAUAUGCAAGUGACCGUAGAUUGUGUCGGCAUUUUAAAGGAGCGUAAUGUAGAUGUAGAGCAAAAGCUCAACCAAUUGAAGGAUCGUACUGACGAACAAAAUUGUGUAACAAUUGCCACAAAGAAACGGUCGACCAGAUGCCGACUUGUCUUCAGAGCUCAGAUACCCGAUACUAAUGAAAUACUACAAGUGGUCAGUUCGCCGAUUCUAUGCACUCAACCAUUGGGAACGCCAGAAGUAUGCAAGAAAUCGUUGGCCCAGUGCGACAUCAAAGGUGGUAACGAGUUGUUUAUAAUUGGCAAAAAUUUCUUGAAAGACGCCAAAGUGGUCUGGAAAGGACGGAACUGGACUAAAAUGGUUGAACCAGACAAAGAGUUCUUGCAUCCAACCCAUUUGGUUUGUGUGAUUCCUUGUUAUGACGGACCGGAUAAAACUGAGAGCUUAAUAGAGGUGACACUAAGUGUUAAAAGUGGCGGAAAAUACUCGGAGGCACACAAAUUCACAUAUAUUAACUCCGAAAAAGUCAAUGCCAUGACAUUAAUUAAUGGGACGACUGCACAGAUUGGCAGCGCACUGCCAUCCGGUCAGCAGAUCCUGUUGUCGAGUAUUGAUAAACCAAUUAUUCUCACAAUGAUUGGUUCCACUUCAACCCUUACCAGUACUCUAGAGCCACAGAUGCCAACACCGCAAGAUAUUUUGCCACAGACUCUAACGACAGAUCAAUUGCCAAUAAAUGAGAUGAAAUCUGAUACCAUUUGCUUCUCAAAUGAAACGCCAAUGAAUGUCCAGAUGACUCCCGAAACUAUUGUUUCAGUUAUAGCUGAAGACUCGUUAAUGUGUAAUAGCAUUAUGGAUACGAGUUCACAAUCAGCUGCCAGUGCCACCACUCAAUUGGUUCAAUCGUAUAGUCCAAUAAAUGCCAUGACAUUACCCGAGACAGCUAUUGUUAAUCAAAUUAACUCAGAAACUAUUGACCAAACUGUCUAUAAAAAUGACACAAUGAAUGAGAUUCAAAGCACACCCGGUAUUAUAACUUCACAACCACUGUCAUUACCACAACAACCCGUAUCGCACUAUUUACCGAUAAAAACAUUUGCGACUAUUGAGUCGUCCAAUUCUCAAAUUGCCAACACAACAAAAACAUCGCCAAUGCAAGACAUGGCAUCCAUUUCCGACACAACAAUAUCGCCAAUUCAGGACAUGGCAUCCAUUGCCAAUAACAUGACAACCAUUAUGGGAGCUAUUCAGACAUCCAUGACUACCACCAGUCAACCGCUUAUGCAGCCCGUUGUCAGUACUAUCAACAGUUUGCCGCUUAUGACGACACCCAUUGAUCCAAAAGCUAGUAGUGAUGGCCAACAACAACCGCCAAAAUCCGAUGCGACGACUAUUGGUCUAAUAAACUCAAUACAGAAUCCAGUGCUAACGUCAAGCGCCAGCACAAACGUAACUCAAGCGUCAAAUAUAUCGGCCCUCUCAGAGAUGUCCGACGCAGAGCUACUUUGUUUCAUAAAUCCGGCGACUUUUGACCAAAUUUAAAUCUCUUAAAAUCAACGAUCUCUUAAUUAUAUACUGUAUUUAUAUACAUAUUAUUAUU
Messenger RNA from Oppia nitens, 2437 nucleotides. Its product is annotated as nuclear factor of activated T-cells 5-like. The record is from RefSeq and is a predicted model, not a curated record. Bases 181 to 2379 code for a protein of 732 amino acids. NCBI's taxonomy places the organism in Eukaryota, Metazoa, Arthropoda, Arachnida, Sarcoptiformes, Oppiidae. Gene Ontology annotation, cellular component: transcription regulator complex. The transcript is spliced from 7 exons. Gene Ontology annotation, biological process: regulation of transcription by RNA polymerase II. Gene Ontology annotation, molecular function: DNA-binding transcription factor activity, RNA polymerase II-specific; transcription factor binding; RNA polymerase II cis-regulatory region sequence-specific DNA binding.